Messenger RNA from Helianthus annuus (common sunflower), 1706 nucleotides. RefSeq names its product flotillin-like protein 4. The record is from RefSeq and is a predicted model, not a curated record. Gene Ontology annotation, cellular component: plasma membrane raft; plasma membrane. Bases 61 to 1491 code for a protein of 476 amino acids. Gene Ontology annotation, biological process: protein localization to plasma membrane. The transcript has 3 exons. NCBI's taxonomy places the organism in Eukaryota, Viridiplantae, Streptophyta, Magnoliopsida, Asterales, Asteraceae.
CCUUUAAAACCUCAUAACAUCCACCUUCUUGUUGUCAGUCGUGAUCUCCGGCUAUUAAUCAUGUACAGGGUAGCAAGCGCAUCCGAGUAUUUAGUCAUCACCGGAUUCGGGAUCGAUGACAUCAAAAUCGCCAAGAAAGCAUGGGUACUUCCUGGCCAAUCCUACUCCGUUUUCGACAUCUCUCCGGUCAACUACACCUUCGAAGUCAUGGCCAUGAGUGCUGAGAAGCUCCCCUUCAUCCUCCCUGCCGUUUUCACUAUCGGUCCACGAUCCGAUGACGACCACAGCCUCAACAAAUACGCCAAGCUCAUCUCCCCUCACGAUAAGUUAUCGCAUCAUGUCAAUGAACUUGUCAAGGGGAUUAUUGAGGGCGAGACACGUGUCCUUGCUGCCUCCAUGACCAUGGAAGAGAUCUUUAGAGGAACCAAGGAGUUUAAGCAGGAGGUGUUUGAGAAAGUUCAGUUGGAACUGAAUCAGUUCGGGUUGUGGAUUUACAAUGCGAACGUUAAACAGUUGGUGGAUGUUCCUGGGCACGAGUAUUUCUCGUAUUUAGGACAAAAGACGCAGAUGGAAGCCGCUAAUCAGGCGAAAAUUGAUGUCUCUGAAGCCAAGAUGAAGGGUGAAAUAGGAGCGAAGCUUCGAGAAGGACAAACACUGCAGAACGCGGCUAAGAUUGAUGCGGAAACAAGGAUCAUAUCGACGCAGAGGCAAGGCCAGGGGAAGAAGGAAGAGAUAAAGGUGAGGACGGAGGUGAAGGUGUUUGAGAACGAAAGGGAGGCUGAGGUGGCAGAAGCAAAUGCUGAGCUGGCGAUGAAGAAAGCGAAGUGGGCCAAAGAUUCACAGGUGGCGGAGGUGGAGGCAACUAAGGCGGUGGCGCUUAGGGAGGCCGAGCUGCAGAAGGAGGUUGAGAUCAUGAACGCGUUGACUCAGACCGAGAAACUUAAGGCUGAGUUCUUGAGCAAGGCGAGCGUUGAGUAUGAAACCAAGGUACAAGAGGCGAAUUGGGAGCUUUACAAGAAACAAAAAGCCGCAGAAGCAAUUUUGUAUGAGAAAGAAAAAGAAGCAGAGGCUCAAAAGGCGACAGCCGAGGCCACCUUCUACGCGCGUCAACAAGUUGCAGAUGGUGAACUAUACGCAAAACAAAAAGAAGCUGAAGGUCUAGUUGCCCUUGCACAGGCACAGGGGACAUACAUAAGGACCCUUUUAGGUGCAUUGGGGGGUAACUAUGGUGCGCUAAGAGAUUAUUUAAUGAUCAAUGGUGGAAUGUAUCAAGAGAUUGCUAAGAUUAACGGGGAGGCGAUCAAGGGGUUGCAGCCUAAGAUUACUAUUUGGACUGGUGCAGGUGGUGUUGGGGACGGGGGUGAUGGUCAAGGUGGUGCUAUGAAGGAGGUUGCCGGGGUGUACAAGAUGUUACCGCCAUUGUUUAACACGGUUCAUGAACAAACUGGAAUGUUGCCACCAACUUGGAUGGGGAAGAUCACUGAAUCCUAAAGGUAGGAUAUUCUCAUAUGGAAUUCUGAGUUCAAGUCAUUAGUUUAAUUAUGGUCUAAUGGUGUGAAUAAGAUUAUAUGAUCGUUAAACUGUGAGUUGGUGUAUUAUAAUUAUGUGAAUAAGAUUAUAUGUGGUGGUGCUUGUAUAUUUUGGUUGAAACUGUUUACUUAAGUUAUGUAAACAUUGUAACAUACUAGUAUUUGUUAUUUGUUGAA